Messenger RNA from Nannospalax galili (Upper Galilee mountains blind mole rat), 1836 nucleotides. It is a transcript of the gene Fn3krp, whose product is annotated as fructosamine 3 kinase related protein. Lineage: Eukaryota; Metazoa; Chordata; Mammalia; Rodentia; Spalacidae. The record is from RefSeq and is a predicted model, not a curated record. Bases 72 to 1001 code for a protein of 309 amino acids. The transcript is spliced from 6 exons.
UCUGCCCCGCCCCUCCGGCGUCGCCCGCAGAGGCUUCAGGCCUGAGGCGGGUUUUCAGUCCCACCGGGAAGAUGGAAUCACUGCUGAGGCGGGAGCUGGGCUGUCGCUCUGUCCGGGCCACGGGUCACUCCGGAGGCGGAUGCAUUAGCCAGGGCCAGAGCUACGACACGGACGCGGGGCGCGUGUUCGUGAAGGUGAACCCCAAGGCCGAGGCCAGAAGAAUGUUUGAAGGUGAGAUGGCAAGUCUAGCUGCCAUUCUGAAGACAGGCACAGUAAAAGUGCCCAAGCCCAUCAAGGUUCUUGACGCCCCCGGAGGCGGGAGCAUGCUAGUGAUGGAGCAUUUGGACAUGCGGUAUCUGAGCAGUCAUGCUGCCAAGCUCGGAGCCCAGCUUGCAGAUCUACACCUGGAGAACAAGAAGCUUGGGGAGAUCCUCCUGAAGGAGGCUGGCACAGUGGGGAGAGGAGGUGGGCAGGCAGAGCGGCAUUUUGUGGACCAGUUUGGGUUUGAUGUGGUGACAUGCUGUGGAUACCUCCCCCAGGUGAAUGACUGGCAGAAGGACUGGGUCACGUUCUAUGCCAGGCAGCGCAUUCAGCCCCAGAUGGACAUGGUGGAGAAGGAGUCUGGGGACAGGGAAGCUCUUGAGCUGUGGUCUGCUCUACAGCUGAAGAUUCCUGACCUGUUCCGUGAUCUGGAAAUUGUGCCUUCUCUCCUCCAUGGAGACCUCUGGGGAGGGAAUGUAGCGGAAGAUUCCUCCGGGCCCAUCAUUUUCGACCCAGCUUCCUUCUAUGGCCACUCAGAGUAUGAGCUGGCUAUAGCUGGCAUGUUUGGGGGCUUCAGUGGCUCCUUUUACUCUGCCUACCACAGCAAAAUUCCCAAAGCCCCUGGAUUUGAGAAGCGCCUGCAGUUGUAUCAGCUCUUUCACUACCUGAACCACUGGAAUCAUUUUGGAUCAGGAUACAGAGGAUCCUCUCUAAACAUCAUGAGGAAUCUCAGCAAAUGAGCUGGCUUCACACCAGAGGGCUGAGUAUCUGAAGAUUGUGCUAGGCUUCAAGGUCAGGUGCCCAGAUUCCAACCAGUCUGGCUAGGAACCUUACAUCUUUCCACAGUCCCUUUCCUCAUUAAUUCUUCCCAGUUACUCCAUGGAUGAAUUUGCCUAAGAUCCCUGAGUGACUUAUUUCCAAGCCUGAUAAGAGUGUGGGUUAGCUCAGAGGAAAGGUCCUGUGGUCCCAAAGUUGUGUACGUUGUAAGACUUCCUGGCUGGAUUAGGCCAGCCACACUGUAAUACAAACAGAUCUGUGAAGUAUAGGGAUAGUGAGCCAUACGCCGCUCCAAAGGUAGAGAUGUGAGCGACUGGGUGUGUGGAGGGCGUCCAGUGUGCAAGGAAGUGGCCAGUGCCACCAUCUCCUCCUGAUCUGCACCAGGAACAUCUCUGAGCUGUUGACAGUGAUACUUUAUGAUGGUACAACUUGAUCUGGAUAUGGAGUCAUCUUACUAGAAGCUUCGAGUAAUGACCAGUUCUAAAGUCAACUACAUUCCCUUUUUUUGUGCAACACCUCUGAACCCUGUUCCAAGCUGAGCUGGUCAGGAGAUUGAUUUGGGGACUGACCAAGCUACCAGACUUAGGGUAAAUUGGCUCUUUAGGAGCCUUGAGUUACUCCUGUUACCCCAACUUUGUGCUUUUUUCUAAGGUUGCCAUUCCUUUGCAGCUUAUGAACAUCAGACUAAUAUUUUUUCUGUCUUCCAACAUUGUAGAAAUGAGAAAUUUCAUGAAUGGUAUUGUUGCUAAUAAAUGUUUCUGCCUAAGAAUUUGAAUAAAAUUUCAGCUGUUCCAAUGA